Molecule: messenger RNA, 602 nt
Organism: Moneuplotes crassus
Lineage: Eukaryota; Ciliophora; Spirotrichea; Euplotida; Euplotidae
Source: the annotation of a GenBank genome assembly
AUGGAAAUAGAGCAGGAAGUCAAAGAACCAGAGGUGACAGGCAACGUUAAGAGAAUCUUAAAGAAGCUACAAAUGGUCGAUCUAGAAAUCAUCUCAGAUCUCCGAGGGAUCAGCUAUGACCCUCUAAAAGCCCCAGCUGAGCUUGAUAUACCAAAGGCCGAGGAAAAGGGUCAUAAUAUACUAGAAUUUCUUAAAACUCAAACUAACACAACUGAAAUUGAGGUUUAUAAGAAAAGUUCUAGCAAAACUAAGAAUCCUUUCAAGUGCCCAAGAGAUGACCAGAGACUUCUGUUGGAUAAUAAGGAAAGAAAGGUCAUUACAGAAGAAAAACGGAAAUAAAUGCCCUCUUCAUAAACAUGUCAGCAAGCAUGACCGUGAAGGGUUAAUAAAGCAAUUCAGAGCAAUCCCACCUAAGAAAUUAUCACGAAAGGAUAUCAAGAGGUUGAAGAAGGUACAUAAAUUAACACAUCCGGUUGGAGAGGAACCUUCGAAGGAGCUAUCUCCUCGAAGGCUUAAGAAGUAUGUACGUAAGCCUCGUGUGGAUACCUUGACUCCUCCCUUCUUAUUCUAAACCAGUCCCCAAGUUCAGAUUCUAAUUUCAA